AUGGCAGAGCCCACAGCAGCAAAAGUAACAUCGAUCUUCAUAUAUCCGAUCAAAUCAUACCAUGGAAUUUCUGUUUCUCAAGCAGCUCUCACUUCCACUGGAUUUCGCUGGGAUCGGCAAUGGUUGGUUGUGAAUUCCAAAGGCAGGGCAUACACUCAAAGGGUUGAACCAAAGCUUGCGCUAGUUGAAGUGACUCUGCCAAAUGAGGCAUUUUCUGAGAGUUUUUUUUUUUUACACAUUUUCUGA
Ilex paraguariensis (yerba mate) is the source of this 246-nucleotide messenger RNA. The record is from the annotation of a GenBank genome assembly. NCBI's taxonomy places the organism in Eukaryota, Viridiplantae, Streptophyta, Magnoliopsida, Aquifoliales, Aquifoliaceae.